AUGACUGUUAAUAUCGACGCCAAACAGCUUCAAGACAUCCAGAAAAGGCCAUCUCCAUGGAAAGCCAUCGUCUCUUACACCAAUAUUCUGUUCGAGCAGACCAUGUCAAUCGAAGGAGGCUGUGGCUAUCUUGGUUUCCUUUUCCUCAUCCUAAAUGGUCUAUUUUUCUUCGUUUUCGGAUUAGUUGUUGGGACAGUCGAGAUCCUCGUGGCUGAGUACUGCCCUGAAUACUUUAGCCUAGACUAUGACAACGACGACAAAUUAUCAGGCCUCGAAGCCGAAGUCGAAACUGAAGAGGAGGACCUAGAACUGUACUUCAGCGUCCCCGAUGAAAAUUUUACCUCCAUCACCAAUGUCGCUGGCACCUGUGUCUCCUGCUCGCUGCCUAUCAGAGGCAAGCCACUACAGACCUGUAUGGAGUGCAACGGCCUCAGUUGCCAAGGGUGCCUCCGCACAUUCUUCAUUCUCGCUACCCAGAACGAAGAGUGCAUGCCACCUCGUUGCUGCGGAAUGGCUAUCCCCCUCGCCUUAGGUCGACAAAUGCUUACAGGUGCCGAGGUGGAGACGUUCAAAGAGAAGCACGAGGAAUGGAAUACGGCGGAGCGGCGCUAUUGUCCUGUUCCUGCGUGCUCGGCUUUCUUGACCCCGCGGCUUUUUAUGGGGCUGCGUGCGUCUGUGUCAUCGAUGCAGGAGGACGAGGGAUCUGUUAUCAACUGCCCUGAGUGUGGUGUUGAUAUCUGCACCACUUGUAUUCAGGUGGCUCAUAAAAAGCGGGUAUGUGAUAGUGACGAUAGUAUCACACCAGAAUUAGACCAAGCUCUAAAGGAUAUCGGUGCAAAGCGGUGCCCGAAGUGUCGCACGGCGGUGGAAAAAGUCGACGCUGUAUGUAAUAGCAUGCGCUGCCGCUGCGGCGCGAACUGGUGCUGGUACUGUUUCCGGGACGUGGAGGCAUGCGAAGGAUGGCCAUGCAACACCGUACAGGGGCAACUUGGCUGCCUCGAACAUGAAGGCGAGGUUUGUUCGACAUCGGGCGAGGACGAGAAUGGCCUUGGGACUCCGCAUACCACGGACAGCGAAGACGAGGCAGCCAACUGCAUAGAUUACAACGACAGGAUAGAAGCGUACAUCAUUAAAGAUACAAAGCGCAUUGUCCCAUUUAACUGUCUGCACGGGUGGCGUCCUGUUGAGCACUGGGAGUUCGAUAUCGAGUUGCAGUUUGAGUGUGAGUGCUGUUGGGGUCUAAUGCUCCUUUGUAUGAAGCCACCGGGAGUAUCACUUGCGUGUGUACAAACGGGUCGCUUUGCGACAAGGCCCAGAGAUAAGAUGAUUGCGGAUGGGUUGAACGAUAGUACCAUGUUUACCUGUGCUGUUUGUUCUUCGUUUGUAUGCAAUAAGUGUCGGAAGGAUAUUGAUGCGGGUGUUCGUGAUUUCUAA
Molecule: messenger RNA, 1434 nt
Organism: Aspergillus ruber CBS 135680
Lineage: Eukaryota; Fungi; Ascomycota; Eurotiomycetes; Eurotiales; Aspergillaceae
Exons: 1
Coding region: 1-1434 (477 amino acids)
Biological process (GO): positive regulation of proteasomal ubiquitin-dependent protein catabolic process; protein polyubiquitination; ubiquitin-dependent protein catabolic process
Cellular component (GO): cytoplasm; ubiquitin ligase complex
Molecular function (GO): ubiquitin protein ligase activity; zinc ion binding; ubiquitin conjugating enzyme binding
Source: RefSeq, a predicted model, not a curated record